This is a messenger RNA of Contarinia nasturtii (swede midge), 948 nucleotides long. RefSeq names its product ribosome-recycling factor, mitochondrial (gene mRRF1). Gene Ontology annotation, cellular component: mitochondrion. The coding region runs from base 92 to 871 and encodes 259 amino acids. Gene Ontology annotation, biological process: translation. The record is from RefSeq and is a predicted model, not a curated record. The transcript has a single exon. NCBI's taxonomy places the organism in Eukaryota, Metazoa, Arthropoda, Insecta, Diptera, Cecidomyiidae. Gene Ontology annotation, molecular function: ribosomal large subunit binding.
AUUAUAUCAAAUAAAAAAAAACUACCGUCAAUAAGACUGAUCGAAUAAAUAAAUACUUUCGAAUUGUACGUAUUUGAAAAUCUACAAAAAAAUGUUUCCAGUACGUUCAAUUUCGAUGUUGUGUCCAACAUUACGCAGCAUUGGAAUUAGAAGUGCAACAUUAACGAUGCCAAAACCGUGUAGAUUCAUAGAAAAUAAUAUAAGUGUUGCAACAGCCGUGCAAUUCGGGAGUGUGCGUCACUAUGCCAAAGGAAAACAAAAGGAAAAGGCACGAAAUAAAGGCGUUAAAUUUGCGACAUACAAAUUACCCGAAAGCCAAUUAAAUGAGAUUGUAAAUUUGGACAAAUAUCGACAGAAGUUACAGAAGCCAGUCGAUACAUUGCAGUCGGAUUAUAUAAAACAUUUAUCGUUGCGUUCAACAACCGGUUCAAUUGAAACCGUCAAAGUCAAAGUCGACGGUGAAGAUCAUGAUUUACAAGAUAUCGCCCAAAUUAUUCGAAAGAAUCCGAAAACCAUUGUUAUCGAUAUGAUUGCAUUUCCGCAAUGGAUUCCAGCCGCCUUAUUGGCCAUGCAAAAAAGUGGCCUCAACCUCAAUCCACAACAAGAAGGUACAACAAUCUAUGUGCCCAUCGCAAAGGUGACCAAGGAACAUCGUACCACAUUGGCGAAAAAUGCAAAAGCAUUAUUCAUCAAAUGCCGUGAUGCAAUCAAAAGUGUUCAAAACGACAUACUCAAAAAGGUUCGAAAUAACACGAAAAUAUCGCAAGAUGAUAAUUUUGCAGCACAAGGACAAUUGACGGAAAUGGCCAAUGAAUAUGUGGCACAAGCCGAACAAAUUUUCGAAACCAAACAAAAAGAAUUGCUAAACUAAUCAUGUCUUUCAAAUUCAAUAGAAAUUCAUUAGACAGCCCAAUCAAAAAAAAUUUUUUUUGCUUUUGUUAAAAUAAU